Chenopodium quinoa (quinoa) is the source of this 9565-nucleotide messenger RNA. RefSeq names its product serine/threonine-protein kinase ATM-like. Gene Ontology annotation, biological process: DNA repair. Gene Ontology annotation, molecular function: protein serine/threonine kinase activity; protein binding. The transcript is spliced from 79 exons. The coding region runs from base 182 to 9319 and encodes 3045 amino acids. Lineage: Eukaryota; Viridiplantae; Streptophyta; Magnoliopsida; Caryophyllales; Amaranthaceae. The record is from RefSeq and is a predicted model, not a curated record.
UCAAAUUGAGAAAGGAAUAUAAGGAAUGUUCUUCACUUUCUCACUCUAAAACCCUCACUAAACCCUUCCUUCCUUCUAAUUCCCGCCAUUUCUCUAUCUUCCACAACACUCUUUGCAGAAUUGCAGUAACCAAACCACUGUCUUCUUCUUCCUCCUUCUCUCAAUCGCCAUUGAUGCAACCAUGGCGACGGUUAGUUCAAGAGACAUACAUGAGAUCGUCUCCAAACUAUCUUCGGAUAAAGCAAAAAUUCGAGAAGAGGGAAUGAAAUUGUUGAAUACAUGGUUAGGAGGCGAAAGGUCCAUUAAUUUCUGUCGAAUUCUCAGUCGUAAGACUGCGAUGCUUAGACCAGAUGAAAUUCCUGGCCCUGAAACUUGGCCGUUUCUUGUUACUUUGCUGAUUGAUUGUAUAAACAAGGAGAUAUUGGCGAGUAAGAGGCGAUUGCCGAAGUUGAUGUUUGCUAAAACUCUUCGGAUUGUUGUGCAACGGGCACAGGAUAGUAAGAGUUAUGGAAACAAUCUUCCACUUAUUGCAGCUGUGAAGUCUCUCUAUAAUCACAUUUGGGAUGUUUUAAAAGAUGUUCCAAGCUUUCACUCUGAAUACUCUAUUAUCCUGCGGCAUAUUCUGGCAGUACAUGAUUAUUGUUUUCACAUGAGAAAUCGUGUCUAUUCUGGGCUUGUGCGUCUGUACAUGGAAAAAGUUGAACCAAGUGUAAUGGAGGAGGAUUAUUGUCAUUCCAAUAAUCCCAAAGAAGAAGUCUUCCGUUGUAUCUUGACACUGCAUUCUCUAAUUGAAAAUCCUCCCGGUGAUUUUCCUGAUCAUCUAAGAGAAAAAGUAGUUGAGUUCUUUAUUGAGAUCUUUAAAUCAAUGAGGGAGGUUGGGAGGGUUUCACGCAAGCUAAUUGAGUGUCUGAAUUCGUAUUUGUUAAAAGAUGGUCCAAAUCUAGGCCGUCAGUCCCUGGAUGUUCAUAAAUCUGUGAAGCGGUUUGUAUUUGAUAAUUGGCAUAUUGCUGAUCGUGAUCUCAAGGAUGGUUUUAUUUUGUACAUGAAGUUACAGCUACAUUUGAUGAGAGUUAAUGAAGAUGAAGAAGAUAAAGAUAAAGAUGGCAUCCCUUUAGUAGAACAACUUUUAGAGCUACUCAGUAAGGAGCUAGAUCAAUACAGUAUCCCCAGCGUUUCUGCAUCACGGUCUGACACAUCAAAAGAUGAAAAGUUCGGAAUGUUAGCUAGCUCUCAUCGCAGUCUACUGGAGCUAGCAGCACUUGUUUUCUACCGGGCAUGUGUUGGUGUAAUUAAAAGACCAGUGGCUGAAAAACGAGCAAGGAGGGAAAAUGCUGCAGCCUACUUGCAAGAACAGUUGACAAGAGGAAAAUGGCUGUGGCAUGCUGUCUUUUGUCAUCUAUGCCACAGCCACCAAUCUCGCUUACCUAAGGAACUUUUAGCAUAUUGGUUUGAUGGCAUAUGCUCCAGUUUGGAGAGAAUCCUGUCUGAUGCUAAUGUGGAGCAUUCUUAUGACGGUCUGCUGUGGACACUACGGAGCUUACAUCACCUCUCAAUUGUGCUUCUGCCCCUAGUGUCUGUGGAGAAGGACCCGCUGGAGUCGUCUUCAAUCUCAAACAAGAUUUUCCGAGGUUGGCAAACAGUUUGGAGCUGCCUUGUUCAUGGUUUCCCAAAGCUCAGCAGCAUCACUUCUGUUGCAGACGCUGCGUUCAGACUGCUUGGAUAUUUGGUCUCACAUGUGUGUCUGCAUUCAUAUUACCUUAUACUUUUGAGAGAUAUGCUGAAUAUGACAGAAGUACCGCAGGAUGUUUGGGACCUCCAAUGCUUCAGAUGUAUCUCAUCUCCGUCUGCUCUGUACUUCAUUUCUUGUUAUUUCUCCAGAAAAGGUUCUCAAGGUGAUCUACGUGACAACUUAUAUCUCAGACAAAAUAUUUUGAGAGGAGUUAUGAGUAUUAUCAACACAAGGGAGACUCUCAUUUUGGAUGAGCAUGUGGUUAUAUUAUUGCCAGCAGCACUGUAUGCAAUAUGUGUGGGAGUUUCUAUAAUCAAGGAUCAUUGUGGAGGGUUUUCAUCUUAUUGUGAUGAUGAAGCUGCUGGAAAGGAAGUUGACUGGCUUAGAGUAAUCUAUGGAGAUCAACAAAAGCAUGAGGAAUCUGAUGAAUAUUUUGAUUGUUUUGUCCAUACCCUUGCAGAAAUCAAUUUUGAUCAACAGGACAAGGUGCUAUUAUCUUGUAACUCUCGAGGUGUACGCCUCCCACGUCAGCUAAGAGAUCCAUUGACGAACGAGAUGGAGAACUGCAUUCUUUAUGAUUUGCUGGAUAAAAAGACAGAAAAGAAUCUGUCUGACAUCUUUCUUCGUUGUUCGCUAUUGUCUAAUAUCCUUUAUGGCUCUGUUUUAACAAGACAAAAAGAUGAGAUAUCCCCUUUCCGUGCAAAACUUGGCAACUGCCUGUCAGGUCUGAUUGAAUCAGCUGUUGAAAUAGUUCAAGGAUCAGUAAAGGAUGUCAAAACUCAUAGUUUCUGGAGUUCAAAUCCCAGUCUUGAUGGAACUUCUUCUGUUGUCUGCUUCAAGAGCUUUCUCAGCUGCCCAAUUUUCAGCGAUGUUGGAAAAGAAAUUGCAGUUGAUCCUGUAUUCCGUAGUUCAUUUGUUCUUUGUAUCGAAAGGCUUUUAAAGGCCUUUUCUAAUUUGUACCUAGAAUUUUCUAUUGGUGACCAAAACCUACAAAGUGAGACUAUCUCCCCGGAGGUUUCCAGUUUUAGCUCCUCUGGUGAUAAACCCUUCUCGUUGGAGGGAAGCAAAAGCAGGCUAAUAGACAUGGAGUUGGAUGUGGCUGAUGAGUCUAGUGAUGUUAUUGAUGGGACAACUGGGGCUGGAAAUUUUCUUACUGGAUCAAAGUUGAAAGUGGACACAUUAUCGUUAAUGGCUAGUUGUUUCUCAGUUUUGCCUAUGGCUACAUGGGACAUUUUGUUUGAAAUUCUAAGCUCCGAAAGAGAUUCCAAGGUAUGUGAAAGGAUUUUGUACAGCCUUUGCCAGAGUCCUCACUGGUCUUCUUUGGCGAAGCUAACUAACUUGGUUGCCUUGGUGGAUGAAAUUCUUGAGCUGAAACUGAGCCUGAGGCUUCCUUGCGUUGAUGUCCUAACUACAAUAUGUUGCUUAUUAGCAACCUUGCUAUACUGGCGUUGCAAUGGGAAAGAUGAAGAUGGAUUUCAGUCUAUGAAGGAAAGAUUUGAUGAGAAGAGCUUGUUGCCACUUGGAGAUUUGUUGAUCAAAGUUGCCGAGUCUAAUUUGCUUGAUUGGUUUGGACGUCGAAAGCUGGUUGAUUGCAUUUGUGAUUUUAUUCGUCUAAAUCCUUUGAUUGGUCAGACUAUGAUCCAAAGGUUGUUUAUAUUGCUGAAGGAUCCUGAUUAUCGAGUGAGAUUUAUAUUGGCUAGAAGAAUUGGUAUUCUUUUCCUCACAUGGGAUGGUCAUGAUGUGCUUUUUCAGGAUAUCUGCUCCAACUUUGGUCCGAAAUUGAUUAUGUGUUCAAAAGAGAAAGUUGUUACUGAAAAGGAGGUUUGGCCUGAUGAUUAUGCUUCUCAUCCUAUUAUGGAAACCAUUGUCAUUACUCUCAUGCAUGCUGCCUUUCAUAGUGAGAAAGUAGAAUCAGAGGCAAUUUUCAUGAUAUGUGUGAUUUCUGCAAUUGGUUGUUGUCAAAGGCAAUUGGUCAAAACAGUGUUAGAUAAUCUUGCAAGAAAGCUACAUUAUGCAUGUCGGUCAAAGUACCUGGAAGAACUUAUGGGUCCUAUCUUAUUUAGCUGGGUUGCCUGUGGCAUGAGCUUAUUUGCAUUUGUACAGAUAAUGGAUCUUUUUGGUUUAGAUGUUGAGCAAAAUCAUUUUCUACUUUUUUGUUGUCCGUGGCUUCUACCUGCCCUUGUCUUGCAUGGUGAUAGCGCCAACCUACAAUGUUUAGCUGAGCUUACCAGGCAAUCUGUACCUGUAUUGGUUAGGAGUCACUUUGUCCCAGUCUUUUCUAUCUGUAUGGUGUUGUAUUGUAGCAAAAUGGCUGGCUGGGAAAAGGGGUCAGCUGCACUUCAGAGCAAAAUUCUGCACUUUGCUGAGAUUUCUGAGGAUGAGAGAGACAUGCUAAUAAAGAAACACAUGGUUACUAUAGUUUGUCAAAUCCUCAGUCUUGCUUCCUCUGCAUCAGACACUAUGGUUCCUCUGUUUUCCAGAAAGAUUGUUGAACUUGCAGUACGGACAGUAGUUGAUGGUUUUAUGGAGCUUGACAAUCAUUCUUCAAUUGAGGGAGUUGUUGAUAAGAUUAAUGUUUUUCGUCCUGAUAGAGUAUUCAUGCUUUUGGUAGAGUUGCAUUACAAAGUAACUGCAGCAGUUCAUGAAAGGCAUAGGUCACACCGUUUAGCUGGAAUCGAGGUGCUUAUUAGUAUCCUUGGCCAUAGAGUAGCAGUUCCGAGCACAUCAUGUUACCUGUUUAAUUUGGUGGGUCAAUUAAUCAGUUCUCCAGCUUUACAAGAUCAAUGUUGUCAUAUGAUUUCCAUUUUGCUCAAAAUGUUUAAGACUAAUCCCUCCAGAGAGACUACUCACAUUCUUGGUGAACAGCUGCAGUUUCUGGUGUCAAAGUUGGUUGCCUGUUGCAUACCCUUGGGGUCUAAUACAGAUAAUUCUUGUACUCCUUCAUCCCAAGUUUUGUCGUUGCUUCACCUUCUGACAGUGGAUUCUGAUCCAUCUCUGCAUGAUUACAUUAGAGAAUUUGAACCAUUCCCCGAGCUAGAGAUCUUUGACAGGAUUAGGAUUUUCCAUCUCGAAUUAUGCAAAGAUUACUCACCAAGAGAUCACUUUUUGAAGUUUGUUAAGAGAUCUUGCCAUCUUCCGCCUAGAUUACUUCUAUGGAGUCUCCAAGCAUUUCACAGGAAGCUACUAGGUGGGGAGAGUUUCUGCGUCGAGGAGAUUGCUGGAAGUAAAUCUAUAGAUAAUUGUUGGCAAUCUGACCUAGAGAUUGUACAAGCUGUCUGGUCCCUUGUUCGGAUAUGCGGUUCACAGGAUGCAGAUGCUCGGGCAUUGGUGUCCGAUCUGAUUUCUAAGGUUGGAAUUGGGGAUCCACGUUCGGUAGUUUUCCAUCUACCUGGUAACUUACGCCAUGUACAUGUUUGUGGAGCAUCUGAUGGAAACUAUGCCACUGUAAUGAAUUUUGAGUUGGAUGCUGUCACAUCUGAAGAACUGUUGAUUGCCCUAAUAAGGAAUUUGAAGAAAUAUUUGAUGGAUGAUUCAGUGAAAAUAGUUGAUUUAUCAUCUAGAACUCUCCGUGGUUUACUGUCGACAGAAAGAGGCAAUAGAAUUUUAGGAUCUUUUGAGUCUUAUGAAAGGUCUCUUAUUGAGGUUCAUUCAAAGGGAUUCAAUAUGCAGCUGGUAGAAAGCAUAUUAUUGGAUCUGCAAAAGAAGUUUACUGCUGAAGGAAGAUCGUUAGAAGAGUCAUCACUAUGGAAAACAAGUGACAAAAUGUUUGAAUCCUGGAUAUGUCCACUUGUUUACUCACUUAUUGGUCACUGCAGUGAUAUCACCCUUAGGUUAUGUCAAGAUAUUGUGUUGCUGAAGGCUGAAAUUGCUGAACUUUUACUGCCAAGUAUCAUGAUCAAUCUGGCUGGAAGAAAGGAUUUGGCAACUGAUUUCUGCCAUCUUAUCUCUGUCAAGGUAGAGCAGCAUAUACUUGUUGAGACGAAUAACCUGACCAAGUCUAUUCAGGUGAUGUUGGAAGUAUUAAAUGAAUUACGACUGUGUCAUGUUAUGGAGAGAGCCAGUACAGGUUCAAUAUCUAAUAAACAAGAAAGUUCAAAGGCUUCUCGGUCUUCUUCUGCACAGGGUGCAAAAUCGCGGGCAUCUAUGAAGGCCCAAGGAUCAUCCACUGCAUUGUGGCACAAGGUAUACUGGCUCAAUGUUGAUUACCUUACCGUGGCGAAGUUAGCAAUUCUCUGUGGGUCUUACUUUACCGCUAUGCUGUAUGUUGAGCACUGGUGUGAAGACCACUUCAAGAACCUUACACUUGGAAAGCCUGACUUUUCCCAUGUUGAAACAUUGCCCAAACAUAUUGAAUUACUUCUCUCAGCUCUCACACAGAUAAAUGAACCUGAUGGUUUAUAUGGAAUUAUUCAAUCCCACAAGCUGACCUCUCAAAUUCUGACCUUCGAACAUGAGGGCAACUGGAGCAAGGCUCUCAAAUAUUAUGAUUUACAAGUGAGGUUAGAUUCGUUGGAGAAUUAUCCAAAGUACUCAACUGAUGAAAGCUGUCGGGCAACUUCUAGUGUGUCUUUAUCGGAAGCAGAAUUAGGGGUGAAGCAAAGAAAGCCAUACAAAGGGGUCAUUAAAUCUCUGCAACAAAUUGGGUGUGCCCAUACACUUGAUUUGUAUUGUCAAGGGUUGGCUUCUUGUAGAGGGGAGUUCCAACAUGAUUUGGAGUUUGUGGAACUGCAGUAUGAGGCUGCUUGGCGUUCUGGCAACUGGGACUUCUCUAUGUUUAACAUAGGAGACACUUCAAUAGCUUCAAACCAGUUUUCUAGAAGUGACCGUUUCAAUCAAAACCUGCAUAGCUGUUUAAGGGCAUUGCAAGAAGGGGAUUCCCGUGAAUAUUAUAAAGAACUGAAGGAUUCCAAACAGGAGCUUGCAUUGUCUCUUUAUCAUGCAAGUGAGGAGAGCACAGAGUACAUCUACUCGACAAUAGUUAAACUACAGAUCCUAGAUCAUCUGGGCAUGACAUGGGAUUUGAGAUGGAGACCAAUGUGUAACAGUACAAGUUCCUGGCAAGAUAAGUGUAAUGUGCUUUCUGAACCCACUUUUCCAGUGUUGGAUGAGCUAUCAAGUCUGAAUGCACAGUGGAAGUACAUUGUGAAGCAGACACAACUGCACAUGAACUUGUUAGAGCCAUUUGUAGCAUUCAGAAAAGUCCUGCUCCAAAUUUUGGGUUGUAAGGAUUGUACAGUUCAGCAUCUUCUGCAAUCUUCAUCUGUUCUUCGCAAGGGUACUAUGUUCUCUCAAGCUGCUGCAUCUUUACAUGAAUUCAAAUUCAUGUGCAUGGAAUUGGGUGGCCAAAAUACAAGUUUGUACUGGCAUGGCAGGCUUGAAGAGGCCAAACUUCUGAGAGCACAAGGUCGGCAAGAGAUGGCUAUCAACCUUGCAAAAUAUAUUGCAGAAGAGAACCAAUCAAAUGAAGAUGCAUCAGAUGUACAUCGUUUGGUUGGCAAGUGGCUUGCAGAAACUCGAUCUAGCAACUCGAGGACAAUUUUGGAAAAGUACUUGAAGCGUGCUGUGACAUUUGCUGAGGAGCUCAAAGCUUUCAACAGGAAAUCUGUGGACAAAAAAUGCCAGGCACAUUUCCAUCUUGCACAUUAUGCAGAUGCACUAUUUAGAAGUCAUGAAGAAAGGCUGAAUUCCAGCGAAUGGCAAGCUGGUUUGCGUUUAAGGAAACACAAGAAAAUGGAAUUGGAGGCUCUCAUUAAGAGAUUCAGGAGUUCAACAAAGGGGGAGAAAACAGACUAUUCACUAAAAAUACAGGAUUUGCAAAAGCAACUUGCUUUGGACACUGAGGUUGCUGAAAAAUUACAGGAUGACAGAGAUAAAUUUUUGAACCUGGCACUUGAUGGAUAUAAAUAUUGCCUCAUCUUAGGGGAAAAAUACGAUGUCAGAGUGGUAUUCCGACUUGUUUCUAUCUGGUUUGGCCUCUCUUCUAGGCAAAAUGUUAUUAAGGCAAUGGUCAACACUGUUAAUGAGGUUCAGUCAUACAAAUUUAUACCACUUGUCUACCAGAUUGCAUCUAGGAUGGGCAGCACAAAAGAAGUUCAAGGUCCCCAUAGCUUUCAGUUUGCUUUGGCUUCACUAGUGAAGAAAAUGGCCAUUGAGCACCCAUAUCACACCUUACUGCAGCUUUUGGCUCUUGCAAAUGGUGACCGGAUAAAGGACAAACAACGCAGUAGAAACUCGUAUGUGGUUGAUGUAGAUAAAAAGGUUGCCGCAGAAAAUCUUUUGAAAGAGUUACUAUCACAUCAUGGGAACGUUAUUAGACAGAUGAAACAACUGGUGGAGAUUUAUAUUAGACUAGCCGAGUUAGAGACAAAGAGAGAGGAUACCAACAGGAAGGUUGGCCUUCCAAGAGAUAUUCGAAGUGUCCGGGAACUUGAACUUGUACCAGUGUUGACGUCCAAUGUCUCUGUUGACCGUAGUUGUCAAUAUAGUGAAGGGACGUUUCCCUACUUCAAAGGAUUGGGUGAUUCUGUUGUAGUGAUGAAUGGUAUCAAUGCUCCAAAAGUGGUUGAGUGCUAUGGUUCUGAUGGUAAAAUAUAUAGGCAAUUGGCAAAAUCUGGAAAUGAUGAUCUGAGACAAGAUGCGGUCAUGGAGCAAUUUUUUGGCUUGGUCAACACAUUUUUAUAUAAUAAUCAAGACACGUGGAAAAGAAAAUUAGGAGUACGCACAUACAAGGUUGUCCCUUUUACUCCUAGUGCGGGUAUUAUUGAGUGGGUAGAUGGUACUCUUCCCCUGGGUGAAUAUCUUAUAGGAAGCUCACGUAAUGGAGGUGCACAUGGGCGCUAUGGUGCAGGAGAUUGGCCAUUUUCUAAAUGUCGGGAGCACAUGAUGAAUGUGAAAGAUAAGCGCAAGGCAUUUCAGGAAGUGUCUGAAAAUUUCAGGCCUGUCAUGCAUUUCUUCUUUCUUGAAAGAUUUUUGCAGCCAGCUGAUUGGUUUGAGAAAAGAUUGGCUUACACUCGGAGUGUGGCAGCCAGCUCAAUGGUAGGCUACAUUGUUGGACUGGGAGAUCGACAUUCUAUGAAUAUAUUAAUUGAUCAGGCUACUGCAGAAGUUGUUCAUAUUGAUCUUGGUGUAGCUUUUGAACAGGGCUUGAUGCUUAAAACACCAGAGAGGGUACCAUUCAGGCUUACACGAGACAUCAUAGAUGGGAUGGGCGUCACCGGAGUUGAAGGUGUUUUCAGAAGAUGUUGUGAGGAAACACUUGCCGUGAUGCGAACAAAUAAAGAAGCUCUCCUGACUAUCAUUGAAGUUUUCAUUCACGAUCCUCUUUAUAAAUGGGCUCUAUCUCCACUGAAGGCACUGCAGAGGCAAAAGGAAACAGAUGAAGAUUUAGAGACUAGCUGGGAAGACUCGCAAGAUGAAUGUGAGGGGAAUAAGGAUGCUGCACGUGCACUGAUGCGUGUUAAACAAAAACUAGAUGGCUAUGAGGAUGGUGAAAUGAGAAGUGUGCAUGGACAGGUUCAACAGCUGAUACAGGAUGCGAUUGACCCAGAGAGGCUAUGCAAUAUGUUCCCUGGAUGGGGUGCAUGGAUGUGAAGAAACAAGUAACUAGCCCUCAUAAUUCUUUGUAUAGUUGGUCUUGUGCCCUCUCCCUUCUCUUUUUUUCCUCUCUGUAUAUCCUUUGUUGUGCGAAUGUGUCCAUAUUGAGGCUGUACAUGACUAUAUGUAUACCGAGGUGUUGAGUCCGAGAAUUGUACAGUGGGGCUCAUUCAGUUUUGUGUACAAAUCUUGCAUCUACGAUGUAAAUGAAUGCAUAGUAAUCAAAGUAAGUUUCUUCAAGAA